CUCACACACACAAACACAUUGAGUAGAGAGAAAACAAAGAAAGGGCUCUGAGAAAAUGGACCACCUCCACCGACACAUCCUCCUAGUAACAUACCCAAGCCAAGGCCACAUCAACCCAUCCCUCCAAUUCGCCAAACGCCUUGUUAGAAUGGGCGUCAAGGUCACCUUGGCAACACCAUUCUCCGCCAUCAACCGCAUGACCAAAACCGCCACCACCCCUACUCCGUCACAAGGCCUAACCAUUACGGGCUUCUCCGACGGCUGCGAUGAUGGCUACAAACCCGGUCGCGAUGACCUUGCCCACUACAUGUCCGAGCAGCGUCGGCACGGUUCAGAAGCUGUCAAACAACUCAUCACAGCGACCGCAGACAGAGGCCAGCCUUUCACCCGUGUGGUCUACACCACCCUCCUCCCCUGGGUUGGCCGUGUCGCAACUAGCCUGAACUACCCAUCCACAUUUCUCUGGAUUCAACCCGUCACCAUUUUAGAUAUCUACUAUUAUUACUUCAAUGGUUAUGCUAAUUCCAUUAAACCCAAUUGUAAGAAUGAUCUCUCAUUGUCUAUUGAAUUGCCAGGAUUACCAAUUCUGUCUAGUCGUGACCUUCCCUCGUUCUUUCAUCCAUCAAACGAGCACGAUUUUGCGCUUCAGAUAUUCAAAGAUCAUUUAGAUGUACUUGAUCAGCAAACAAACCCGACAGUGCUGGUAAAUACUUUUGACACAUUGGAGUCGGAGGCACUACGGGCCAUUGAGAAGAUCAGGUUUAUUGCGGUGGGACCACUAAUUCCGUCAGCUUUCUUGGAUGGGAAGAAUCCUUCUGACACUUCUUUUGGCGGUGACCUGUUUCAAAAAUCAAGAGAUUAUAUUGAAUGGUUGGAUUCGAAGGCGGAUGGGUCUGUGGUUUAUGUAUCAUUUGGAAGCAUUUCUGAGCUUUCGAAGCAACAAUCGGAGGAGAUUGCAAAGGGAUUGCUAGAAAGCCAUCGACCAUUCCUGUGGGUGAUACGGCCAAACGAGAAUGGUGAGAAGAAAGACGAAGAUAAGUUAAGUUGCGAAGAGGAAUUGGAAAAACAAGGGAUGAUAGUGCCGUGGUGUUCUCAAGUGGAGGUUCUUUCGCAUCCGUCUUUGGGGUGUUUCGUGACUCAUUGUGGGUGGAAUUCUACGUUGGAGAGCUUGGUUUGCGGGAUUCCUGUGGUUGCUUUUCCACAGUGGACUGAUCAAUCGACGAAUGCAAAGCUUAUGGAAGAUGUUUGGAAGAUCGCAGUGAGGGUGACAGAAAAUGAAGAGGGAUUAGUAAAAGGGGGAGAGUUUGGAAGGUGUAUAGAGAUCGUGAUGGGAAGCAGAGAGGAAGGGGAAGAAAUGAGGAGGAAUGCUAAGAAAUGGAAGGGUUUGGCAAAGGAAGCUGCAAUGGAAGGUGGAUCAUCGGACUUGAAUCUCAAGGCUUUUCUCGGUGAAAUUUGAGAUAGUCAUUCAUGAGAAUGACGUAUUGUACUUUUUCUCCUUCUUUCGAACAGGAAUAAAAUGUAUGUCGGAAAGUCUGAGUCGUUUUUAUUUUUUUUUGUGUAUUUUGUUAUUAAAACU
Messenger RNA from Camellia sinensis, 1576 nucleotides. NCBI's taxonomy places the organism in Eukaryota, Viridiplantae, Streptophyta, Magnoliopsida, Ericales, Theaceae. The record is from RefSeq and is a predicted model, not a curated record.